CUCCAGCUGCGCACCGAUGUAGUGACAUCCUACUAACCUACAUUUCAACCUGAAAGGGACAAUUGCGGCGAAAUGAAGAUUUGCUUACGGACAUAAGUGCAUCUAGGGCGAAGAAACAUAGAAUAAAAGUCCAAUAUGAGGACUAUGGAGAAGGAGUUGCAGUGUCCAGUGUGCAAGGACAUUGUCAAGCAGCCCAUCGUGCUCCCCUGCCUGCACAGUGUGUGUCUGAUGUGUGCUUCAGAAGUGCUGAUCCAGAGUGGGUACCCUCAGCCCGAGCUGCCCCCGGAGCCCAACUCACCCGCCUCCACCCCCAACACGAGGUCCCCUCGGCAAAUGCGCAGACCCAUGCCUAAGUCCGAUCGUGUUGAUCGCUUGUUGCGCUCGGGUUCUGGGACAUACCCGGGUCGCAGGCGAAAGGAGGGUCCUCCAUCACUCAUGCUUUUCCCUUGUGCCCCCUGUGGGCGAGAUGUAGAACUAGGUGAGAGAGGAUUGGCUGAUUGCAUGAGGAACCUUACUCUGGAGAGAAUUGUGGAAAGGUACAGACACACAGUGAGUCUGGGCAGUGUGGCUGUCAUGUGUCAGUUCUGUAAACCGCCACAGGCCCAGGAGGCCACUAAAGGUUGUGCUGACUGCAGGGCCAGCUUCUGUAAUGAGUGCUUUAAACUCUACCACCCCUGGGGCACUCCCCGCGCCCAGCACGAACAUGUUCUGCCUACCCUGAACUUCAGACCCAAGGUGUUGACAUGCCCAGAACAUGAUCAGGAAAGGCUGCAGUUUUACUGCAAGUCCUGUCAGAUGCUUCUUUGUGCACUUUGUAAAUUGCGCAGAGUUCACACGGGCCACAAGAUGGCACCCGUCUCCCAGGCCUAUCAGACUCUCAAGGAUAAGAUCACCAAGGAGCUCAACUAUAUCCUGUCCAAUCAGGACAUGGUGUUGACUCAAAUCACCCAAUUGGAGAAUGCCCUCACCCAAACUGAGGGGAACAGUGUAUCGGCCAAAGAGCAGCUCUCCCACUGCCUGAAGGAGAUAAUGGCAUUGCUAACCGAGCGACAGUCUGUGCUGACCCAGGCUCUGGAAAACUCGCGGCAGAGAAGGGCAGAUGCCCUGGCCAAUCAGGUGGCAGAAAAACGCAGUCUGCUGGAGCACGCAGGCUUGAUUGCUUUUACUCACGAGCUGCUUAAAGAAAAUGACCCGUCCAGCUUUGUGCAUGCGGCCAGAAUAACACACAACCGAUUGUCCCAGUCCAUUGAAUCUAUGCAGCGUUUCUCUCUCUCUGCGGAUCCCUCAUUCCGUCAUUUCCAGCUUGAUGUUUCGAGAGAGCUUAAGCUCCUCACUGACUUGAACUUCAUCCAGGCCCCUCUUGCCCCUGUGAUCGACACCCAGCGAACCCUUGCGUACGACCAGCUAUUCUUGUGUUGGCGGUUACCGCAAGACUCCACUCCCGCCUGGCAUUUCUCUGUGGAAUUCCGUCGCCGUGGAGUUGUGCCAGGGGGCGGGGCCAGAGGGGGUCUCCGAGGGGGACUGGCAGCUGCCCGCUGGGGCUGGCAGAGAAUGGACGAGGUGACCGGGACCUGUGCAGUGAUUGACAGGCUGGAGAUGGACAGUGUUUAUGUGCUUAGGGUGAGAGGCUGCAACAAGGCAGGAUUUGGGGAAUACAGUGAGGAAGUAUAUUUACACACACCACCAGCUCCAGUUUUGAAUUUUUACCUGGACUCCCGUUGGGGUCUUCACGCGGACAGACUGGUGGUGAGUAAGGAGCAGCGUUGUGCUCGCAGUGUGCCCGGUCUCUCCCUGCUGCAGGCCGCUGAUCGCACCCUCACAUCCUGUCACCUGACGUCAGACCUACUUGUGGGCGAUGUGGCCAUAACGCAGGGCCGACACUAUUGGGCAUGCUCAGUAGAGCCCGGCUCUUACCUGGUCAAGGUUGGUGUGGGCUUGGAGUCCAAACUUCAGGAAUGGUUUCAUCUGCCUCAAGACAUGGCUAGCCCACGAUAUGAUCCAGACAGCGGCCAUGACAGUGGGGCUGAAGAUUCAUCCGAUUCCCCUCCCCCUUUCGCUUUCCUCACUAUGGGCAUGGGCAAAAUCUACCUGCCCUCAUCUGCCAACUCCCACCAUGGAAAUGCCAAUAACAGGGAGUCUGGCUUCACUAACGGCAACAGCCCUUCUUCGCCAACUGGCGUCACCUAUCCUCUCCCUCCCAGGCUGGGUGUGUGUCUCGACUUUGAGAAAGGACGUGUCACGUUUUAUGAUGCCCACUCGCUCCGCCCACUGUGGGAGGGACCUGUUGAUUGCUCCGCCCCUGUGUGUCCUGCAUUCUGUUUCAUUGGAGGCGGAGCUCUGCAGCUACAGGAGCUGGUAGCCAAUCGCAAUGCAAAUCAAACGCCUGUACGAAGAGUCACCAUCCAAUCACGUGUUACGAAACUGAACUGAGGCCAUUGAAAUAUUAUGUAUCCAGGAAAAUACCAACAGAUAUACACAGGAUUGUCAGAUUCAGUAUUGUUUUUAUAUUUACAUUUUAAAGAAGUUUUUAACUGUACCCAACAUAAACCUCUCAGCUUAAAAAUGUCAGUUUAUCUUCGCUAUUUCAUCUGACAUUAUAUUUGUGAGGGCCUUAUUGCUGCACUGCUUACAAAUGAAUCAUUAGUUGUGUGAUGCCACCUAUAUAGCCCUACAAAAAUAUUUUAAAAAUACAUAACCACACGUAUAUAUAGAAUAUAUGCAAAAAUGUAUACUUACCAGCUUAAAAUGGGCGACCUCUCUGUUCCAGUGUAGGAAAUGUGCCUCAAAGUUAUUGAUACUGUAUUCUCACUGUGUAUAUUUGGUAAUAUAAUAUACAGUGCAUUACAGUUUUUAUUAAUUUCCAAACAGUAGAAACUGCAGACUGUUACACAAGGCCUCAUUUUAUAACCCACAUUACUAUGGUAAACAUCUGCUGUUUUACCCUUUAGCCAUGUGCUUUCAAGACAGAUCUAUCAAACUCAGCUGUUAACUGGAGCAUGUAUAAAGAUAUUUCCCAAUGUAAGUCUAAUCCCAGACCAAAUGCUUUUUGCAACUUUUUUUGCUGUAGAUGCAAAAUGUUUGAUCUUUUUGAUGACAUUUGUGGCUUCUAGGCUGCUGUAGGCACAUGAAAGAUUGUUUUCUGAGUAAUUAAUUAAAGCACACACACUAUAGCUUACACAAAUCUGUGUAGUUGUUUAGAUUUCCCCUGUGCAAUUGGAAACAAUAUUUAAAGGCUAAUAAUGAAUCUCAUCGACUUAAAGGAAUGUUACAGGUUCAAAACAAGUUGAGCUCAAUCUACAACAUUUGUGGGAUAAUGUUGUGUCCCACAAAAACUUAUUUCAUUUAAAUGUUUAUUAAAAAAUUUAAUUUGCGAUUACAUUUAGAGACUUACAAUGGAAGUGAGCUCAAUCUACAACAUUUAUGGCAUAAUGUUGUGUCUCACAUAAAAUAAUUUAAAUGUUUAUAAAAAAAAAAAAGAAAGAAAAAUGUGCGAUUACAGUUUGAGACUUACAAUGGAAGUGAAUGGGGGCCAAUCCAUAAACAUUAAAAUGCACACUGUUUCUAAAGUAUAAGCAUGAAACAUAAACAUUAUAUGUGUCAAAAUGAUUUUAGGGUAAUAAAAUCAGGGAUUUAACUGGUGUUAUGGAAUUUACCAGAUUAUAAGAUGCACUGGCAUUACGUCAUCAUUACAAAGUUGUAAAAUUGGAUAGAACUUUACAUAAAUAAGUUUAUAUAAGGUAUUUUAUCACACUAAAAUUGUCUUAACAUGUAUAAUGUUUACAUCUCGUGGCUUUUGAAACUGUAUUUUUAGCAUUUAUGAACUGGCCCCAUUCACUUCCAUUGUAAGUGCCUUACUGUAAAUUCAAUUUUUUUUUUAUAGAUUUUACUGUAAUUCGUUUUUGACUUUGUAUUUAAUUUUGUGGUUAUCCAACAUUAUGCCACCAAUGUUGUUGACUGAGCUGAAACUGUAUUAAACCCAGAACAUUCCUUUAAAAUGCCGUGGAAUAGAUAGGAAGUGCACUGCUUUACUGAAUAUUUAUGCAAUUGAAAGUGUAAGAGUGUGCAAGUGUGUGUACUGCACUAAUCCCACCAUUGUAAAUCACGUUAUGCAAGCUUGUAGAGAAUAUUUUUAAGAGUUUGACUCAAGUGCUUGAUUUCAGUCUGGCAUAGGGCUGUGCUUCCCUGGAAUGGCUUUAAAGUGACAUUUUGGAGAGAAUGGUGGCUUUACCUGCUGGCAGAAUGUUUAGUUCACUAAUAAAUAAUUAUCU
Xyrauchen texanus (razorback sucker) is the source of this 4268-nucleotide messenger RNA. RefSeq names its product tripartite motif containing 46b (gene trim46b). The record is from RefSeq and is a predicted model, not a curated record. Gene Ontology annotation, molecular function: protein binding; zinc ion binding. The transcript has 12 exons. Lineage: Eukaryota; Metazoa; Chordata; Actinopteri; Cypriniformes; Catostomidae. Bases 136 to 2430 code for a protein of 764 amino acids.